Messenger RNA from Manihot esculenta (cassava), 1559 nucleotides. RefSeq names its product importin subunit alpha. The coding region runs from base 1 to 1368 and encodes 455 amino acids. Gene Ontology annotation, molecular function: nuclear import signal receptor activity; protein binding. The record is from RefSeq and is a predicted model, not a curated record. The transcript is spliced from 10 exons. NCBI's taxonomy places the organism in Eukaryota, Viridiplantae, Streptophyta, Magnoliopsida, Malpighiales, Euphorbiaceae. Gene Ontology annotation, biological process: NLS-bearing protein import into nucleus. Gene Ontology annotation, cellular component: cytoplasm; nucleus.
AUGGCUUUGAGAAUAAAAGAAUCUGUUGUUUAUCCUUUAGAAAAUCUUCCAGUAAUGGUUGCAGGUGUUUGGUCAGAAAACAGGUAUGCACAGCUAGGGGCAACCAAUUAUAUCCGAAAGCUGCUCUCAACGGGCCGCAGUCCUCCAAUCGAUGAAGUUGUAGACUCUGGUGUUGUUCCUCGUUUUAUUGAAUUCCUUGCAUGGGAAGGUUUUCCACAACUUCAGUAUGAGGCAGCAGUGGCUCUCACCAAUAUUUCUUCAGGGACAUCAGAGAACAACAAGGUUCUAAUUGAUCAUGGAGCUGUACCACCAUUUGUCAAGCUUUUAAGUUCACCACUUUACGAGCUCCGGGAACAGGUAGUUUACGCACUUGGAAACAUUGCUGGUGACUCACCUCAGUUUCGCGACCUUGUCCUUGGCCUUGGAGCUUUGAUGCCAUUGCUUGCACAGUUCAAUGAACAUUCAAAGAUUUCUAUGUUGAGAAAUGCCACUUGGACAUUGUCCACCUUCUGCAGGGGCAAGCCACAACCUUUAUUUGAGCAGAUAAAGCCUGCUUUGCCAGCUCUUGAGCGUCUUAUACAUUCACGUGAUGAGGAAGUCCUGAAAUAUGCAUGCUGGGCUCUCUCUUAUCUCUCAGAUGGAACCAAUGACACAGUCCAGGCUGUUAUUGGGGCAGGUUUCUGCCCCAGGCUUGUUGAACUUCUACUUCAUCCAUCUCACGCAGUGGUCUUCACUGCAUUACGAACGGUUGGAAAUAUUGUCUCUGGUGAUGACAUGCAGACUCAAUACAUGAUAAACUAUCAAUGUCUUCUUCCUUGCCUUUUGAACCUCCUGACCAGCAAUAAUAAGACGCUAAUCCAGACUGAAGCAUGCUGGACAAUCUCAAACAUCACAGCUGGAAAUGCAAAUCAAAUACAGGCUGUAAUUGAAGCUGGUAUCAUUGGUCCCCUUGUCGACUUGGCUCAGAGUGCUGAACUUGAGGUCAAGCAAGAGGCUGCUUGGGCAAUGUCAAAUGCAACUUCUGUUGGCACCUAUGAACAAAUCAAGUUCUUGGUUAGCCAGGGGUGUAUCAAGCCAUUAUGUGAUCUCUUGAUCUGUCCUGACCCCAUAAUUCUCAAAGUUUGCUUGGACGGGCUUCAGAACAUUCUAGUGGUUGGGGAAGCUGAAAAGGAUUUAGGCAGUACUGGAGAAACUAAUCUUUAUGCCCAAAUGAUAGUUGACGCAGAGGGUUUAGAAAAGAUUUCGAACCUUCAGAGUCAUGACAACAAUAACAUAUAUGAGAAAGCGGUGAAGAUUUUUGAGACUUAUUGGCCGAAGAAGGAUGACGACGAAGCUGAGGCUGAGGGUGGUGGUUCCCCAACGGGGUAGUACUUUGCUCUUCAUUCUGAUGGAUUUACCUUCAGUUAAGGUCUCUUUUGAAGAAAGGUUACAGAUGUCAAAUAAGCUGCUUUCCGAGGUCUUUCAAAGACAAAUUUGGGAUCUAGAGAUUUUGUCUUUUCUGAUUGUAAAGGUACCAGUAUCCCUUCUGCAAAAAGAGGGAACAAGGGAAAAUUUGGCAG